This is a messenger RNA of Pelodiscus sinensis (Chinese soft-shelled turtle), 2853 nucleotides long. NCBI's taxonomy places the organism in Eukaryota, Metazoa, Chordata, Testudines, Trionychidae. The record is from RefSeq and is a predicted model, not a curated record.
CCCACGUGAGCGCUCACGUGCCCGGCGACGAGGGGGAUUGUUUCCGGAAGUGUCUCGGCGUGCGCAGAGCCGGGCGUAGGGCGCUGCGGAGCGGGGCUCCGGCCGGGCUGGUGCGGGGAUGGAGAUUGUCAGGAGCAAUUUUAAAGAUAACCUAAAUAAAGUGUAUGAAGCCAUCGAGGAAGCAGACUUUUUGGCUAUUGAUGGCGAAUUUUCAGGAAUCAGUGAUGGGCCAUCUGUUAGCACAUUAACCAAUGGCUUUGACACACCAGAAGAAAGGUAUCAAAAACUUAAAAAGCAUUCCAUGGAUUUCUUGCUUUUUCAGUUUGGCCUUUGUAGUUUUAAAUAUAACCACACAGAAGCUAAAUACAUAAUGAAGUCAUUUAACUUCUAUAUUUUUCCAAAACCCUUCAAUAGAAGUUCACCAGAUGUCAAGUUUGUCUGUCAGAGUUCAAGUAUAGACUUUUUAGCAAACCAAGGAUUUGAUUUUAAUAAAGUUUUUCGCAAUGGAAUCCCAUAUUUAAAUCAGGAAGAGGAAAGACAGUUACGGGAGCAGUAUGAUGAAAAACGUUCGCAGUCUAAUGGUGCAGGGACCCUUUCGUACAUUUCUCCUAAUGCCACAAAGUGUCCUGUGACUAUUCCUGAGGAUCAGAAAAAAUUCAUCGAUAGAGUGGUGGAGCAAAUAGAAGAUUUAAUACAAAAUGAAGAAAACAGUAAUUUGCAGUUGGAUCCAUGCACAGGGUUUCAGAGGAAAUUAAUUUAUCAGACCUUGAGCUGGAAGUAUCCAAAAGGUAUCCAUGUCGAAACUCUGGAGACAGAGAAGAAGGAAAGAUACAUUAUCAUUAGCAAGGUAGAUGAAGAAGAGCGCAGAAGAAGAGAACAGCAGAAACUAGCAAAAGAACAGGAAGAACUCAGCGAUGCAGUGGGAUUUUCCAGGGUCAUUCAUGCCAUUGCUAAUUCUGGCAAACUUGUUGUUGGACACAACAUGCUACUGGAUGUCAUGCACACUAUCCACCAGUUUUACUGUCCUCUACCUGAAGACCUAAGUGAGUUUAAGGAGUUAGCGGCAUGUGUCUUUCCCAGACUAUUGGAUACUAAACUGAUGGCAAGUACGCAACCUUUUAAGGAAAUUAUUAACAACACAUCCCUUGCGGAACUGGAAAAACGUUUAAAAGAGAUUCCAUUCAAUCCUCCAGAAGUUGAAAGUGCAGAAGGGUUUCCAAGUUAUGACACAGCUUCUGAACAACUUCAUGAAGCAGGCUAUGAUGCUUAUAUAACAGGACUGUGUUUCAUCUCCAUGGCUAACUACCUAGGUUCAUUUCUCAGUCCUCCAAAAAGUCAUGUAUCUGCUAGAUCAAAACUCAUUGAACCUUUUUUUAACAAGUUAUUUCUUAUGAGGGUAAUGGACAUACCAUAUCUCAAUUUGGAAGGACCAGACUUGCAGCCAAAACGAGACCAUGUUCUUCAUGUUACAUUUCCAAAAGAGUGGAAGACUAGUGAUCUUUACCAGCUUUUCAGUGCCUUCGGUAAUAUUCAGGUAUCUUGGAUUGAUGAUACAUCAGCAUUUGUGUCACUUAGCCAGCCAGAGCAAGUACAAAUAGCUGUAAACACCAGCAGGUAUGCUGAAAGUUAUAGGAUCCAGACCUAUGCAGAAUAUGUUGAGAAAAAGCAUGAAGAGAAUCAGGCAAAAAGGAAGUGGACAGAAGAUAGUUGGAAGGAGAUGGAGAGAAAGCGAUUAAAAACGCAAUACACAUCAUACGUUCCCCACAGUCGGUAUUACUGUGCUAACAGUUUUACAACUACCAGCACAAUGGGAAAAAGAAGUAUGAGCCCUAUUCAAGAGGAAGCUUGCUCUGAUGAUAUGGAAGAGAGAGAAAUCCAAGGCACAGAGCUUGAUGAAACAGAUUGCUAUGCAGAGUGUGUUCCAGAGGGAAGGAAGAGAGCCAAAAAGUUCAAAAAAGUCAAGGAAGAGCAAGAUCCAACAGGAAGCAUCACAAGUGGGUCUACAGAACUCUUUGAAGUUCCCGACACAUGGUAGCCAGCAUCUGUAUUAAUAAAAAUUUGAAUCUGAUUCAAAGCAUUUGCAAGAGUAUACCACUUGGAAGCCAUACUUUAUUUAAAUAAAAAGUGGUGUGAAAAAAGAAGUAUGUCUCCUGGAAAUGAAUUUAAUUUUUUAAACUGUUGACUGAACAAUCACUGUCAGUUUUAUUCAUGUAUUAACCAGAUUACAAUUCUGUCUGAUCAUGUGAAAUCUUUGUUGUCGUAAAUAAUGUUAGAUUAAGAAACAAGACUAAAUGUCUUUUGGUUACUAUUAUGGCAUGUUCGCUGUGAAAUGUACAUAAAGAAUCAGCACUAUUAUGAAUUUUGUUAGGUUGUGUCCUGUAUUUGAGGGGAGUUAUCACACAAGUCUUCUCAUCAUAUGUUCGGGGAAUAUCAGUAUGCUAUCAGCAGUCCUGAACAGAUAAACCUCACUAUUGGUUACUGCUUCCUACCAGUUACCCUGGAAACCUUACAGUGUUGCCCUUUCUGCCUAGGAGGAAGACUUCAGCCAGUAUCUGUCUGGAAACUAGUCCUACACCUAUACUAUCCUUGUGUCCUCUUGGGAAAAAAUUACGAAAAAAAAUUAAUGUUGGGGGGAAAUGGGUUUUCUUUGCUGUUUCCACUCUUAAGUCUUGAUCUGGUUUUCCAUGGUUUGUGUAUUUGUAAAAAUGUUUUUGGAACCUGUGACAAACCUGCAAACUGCACCAGCCCUUUAUUCAUUAUAAAGAUCUGCUUUGGUAGAUUUCAGAAACUUUGAUAUUUAACAUUUUUGUAUCAUGGAAAUAAAGACAAAAAAUGUAUUUCCAUAAAAUUAAA